Pseudovirgaria hyperparasitica is the source of this 855-nucleotide messenger RNA. RefSeq lists its product as uncharacterized. The record is from RefSeq and is a predicted model, not a curated record. The transcript has a single exon. Bases 120 to 749 code for a protein of 209 amino acids. Lineage: Eukaryota; Fungi; Ascomycota; Dothideomycetes; Acrospermales; Acrospermaceae.
GAUGAUUCACUUUCCGCUUGUGGCGAGAAGACUUUAAAACACGUCAACUCUAUUCUUAUCAUUAUGUUUCAGUACACCUGACUUCUCUACGACCGCAACAGCGACUCCCUGUUCUCAAUAUGGAUCCUUACGUUCCUAUCCUGUCCGAAAGCGACUGGGAUGAGUUGCGAGAUACUGUGAUUGAUAUCGAUGUAAGAGACUUCCAAGGCAUGUUGCUGGUAUGUAUUGGGAGACUCGUCGAUGGCACGAUUUCGGCCGGAAGCAAGGUAUUUGCCAACAUCUCCGAAGACAAUCAGGAAAGAUGCAGUUAUCUCAUCACACGCGGCUACCUGGUAUACGAAGACGCCUUCACCGGAAUCCUCGAGCCCUUCAUCAUCAGCCGUGUCCGUAAGAGCGGUGGCAAGCUCCCUUUUCGAACUAUAGGAAUCAACGACGUUGUGGACCCGAUUAUUCCUUGCAAAUUCUUGGCUGCUGAUAUAUAUCACGCCGGACCCAACAUGCGUGCAUUGGGCUAUCGCAUGCUCGAGUAUUAUCGCUUGUGUGGAAGCGUUCGUCCAGAUGUUGUUGAGAUGAUGGCCAAAAUAUACGAGACAAGGGCGCUUACGAAGCCACCUCAGUCCCCAAAGCGCCACGGAGCAAAGUAUAAUGUACAGCCUCAGAAGCGGAUCUCUCAGGAGCCUUCUCGCCAGCCUGAAAUGACGGCAAGAGAAGUCGUGAGUAUAACAAGGUCUAGAAGUGGCGAUCACUGAUCGUGACAGAUUAUCAUUGAUGACUCGGACGACAACAAGUCGGUGAAGCCUGAACACAAUUUUCAAUCCGAGCCCACGCUUCUGAGUCGUCUGCGUUCGGUAUCGU